CAUCGUUAUCCUUACCACCUACCAUGACCAUGGCCACUUUGAGAACUUCGACACAUAAACGUAGGAGAGUCUCAUCUCCCAAACAUAUUGUCUCCCCGGAUACCUCCACUAGACCGACGACUUUGCCGAACACCACCACCGUUGUGGCACGCCUUUCCUGCGUUUCUUGCUACCGAGUCUUGAACGCGUCUCUUAGCCUCAAAUCUUCUUCACCCACUUUCUGUGCUAUAUGCCAUUCCCCGUCAUGCACCAUCUGCUCCCGCACAUGUAAUGGUUUUGGCUCUGCACCGUCCCGAGCCUCUUCUCUUCCUGCCCUUGAACAAGAAUCCAUACCAGAAACACCCCAUCUGACUUGGUCUCCUACUUCACCGGCAUUGACUCCGACACCCUCGCCCCCGUUGGCAUUCUCUCCAAAGCGUUUUGCGUUGGCUUUGAAUGCUGCCAAUACAAAUGCCGCUCCCAAUAACGCUACAGGAAAGCGGAAACUGGGUGAUGAAGACUCUGUGGACGAUGAAGAGACCAAGGCCGGGCGAGGAUGCGGGAGAACGGUUUGUAAGAAUUGUUGUUCUGAGAAUGCGUUAAGCACGGUAUGCGUCGAGUGUCUUCGACGGGCUUAGAACGAGUCAUGCGAAACCUUCCGAACUUCCCGUCAAUCUCAUAAUCUGCACUGUACCACCAGUCAAUUCAUGCUAUCGCUUCAUUUAUACUGACACUAUUCGCCACUUUAUCGAACAUCCAAGACACACACACACACACACCAUCCAUUACUUAUUUUACAUGAUCCUCAAUGUACAUGACAACACCACGUGUCCAAUGGUUUAUUGACAUCGAUUAUGCUCUUAUUCGCCGGAUUGCUUGACAACCGAAAUGCAUGGCCUUCGAGAACGAGCUGCCUAGUGGCUAGUCCUGGAGCUAUGGGACUAAACAGAGUCAGAGCGCUGAACAGUGUUUCGAAUCGUCUUGAUGGCGCGGAAUGACCGGAAUCGAGGUUCCAAUUCCUCAGUCUAUUUUUGUAUCCCC
This is a messenger RNA of Marasmius oreades (fairy-ring Marasmius), 1020 nucleotides long. RefSeq lists its product as uncharacterized. Bases 24 to 617 code for a protein of 197 amino acids. The transcript is spliced from 3 exons. NCBI's taxonomy places the organism in Eukaryota, Fungi, Basidiomycota, Agaricomycetes, Agaricales, Marasmiaceae. The record is from RefSeq and is a predicted model, not a curated record.